Messenger RNA from Dermatophagoides pteronyssinus (European house dust mite), 1830 nucleotides. RefSeq names its product NDP-glycosyltransferase YjiC-like. Gene Ontology annotation, molecular function: UDP-glycosyltransferase activity. Lineage: Eukaryota; Metazoa; Arthropoda; Arachnida; Sarcoptiformes; Pyroglyphidae. The record is from RefSeq and is a predicted model, not a curated record.
UUGAUCAUAGGUUCUUUUUUUUCUUCCAGGGAAAUAUCCACCUGACCUAAUGUAUAUAGAUGAAUUGAAUGAAUAAAUAAAUAUUUUUUUUUUUAUAAAUCCAAUUCAUUCCUAUGUGUAUUUUUCUUUCUUUCUUUCUUCAAUAUUGAUUAUUUGAUUGAAACAUUGACCGCAUUCGAUUGAUUAGUCUCCCAAUUCGAUCGAUUGAAUUUAUCAUUUUCAUCAUCAUCAUCAUCAUCAACGAUUGAUUUUGUUUACUUAAUUAAUAAAUCCAAAUGUUUGAUUCAUAUAUCAACAGCGACGUUUGUUUGCUUUGAAUUGAAAAUUUUCAACAAAAAAAAAAAAAAAAAAAAAUGAAAAUCCUAUUCCAUCCGUUAGAAUCCUGGGGCCAUAUGAAUGCUUCGAUCGGUGUUGCACAAAUCAUGUUCAAACGUGGUCAUCAGAUUAUUUUUGCUAUAACUGAAAAUGUUCGUGGUCAAUUUGAAAAACAUGGUUUUGAAGAAAUUAUUUUACAUACAAUAUCUACACCUUCGUUAUCAAAUUAUCAACAAAAUGAUUGUGUUGAUUUUCUACUGAAUUCUACGGAUUUAUUUCGUGAAAAAGAUCCAUUUAAAAAAUAUUCAAUGUUUCAAAAAGUUUUCGAAAUUCGUGCACAAGAAAUUUUACAAACCGAACAACAAUUGAAAAAAAUUCUUAAUGAUGAACAACCAGAUUUAAUAUUAGUUGAUCAAAUACUAAUAUCACCAAUGAUAAUUCAAUCGGGUAUUCCAUGGAUAUUGAUUUUUAGCUGUAAUCCGUUGUCAUUUCGAAAUGAUAAUCGUUUACCGCCACCAUUUUCAGGAUUACCUACUAAUGAUCAAUCAUUAUGGCAAAAAUAUCGUAAUGAAUUUCAACGUACAUAUCAUCAUUAUGUUUUAAGUAAUCAAAAUUUUCUAAUGAAAUAUUUUGGUUUUGAAACACUUGAAUAUAAUGGUAUAACACCACCAUCACCAUAUCUAAAUAUUUAUGGUUAUCCGGAAGAAUUAGAUUAUAAUAAAAUUGCACCAAUGCCCGAUAAUUGUUUUCGUAUCGAUACAUUUUGUCGUAUGGAAAAUGAAAAUUUUGAAAUUGAUCAGGAAUUUUUAAAACGUUUACAACCAAAUUCGAAAUUAAUUUAUAUUUCAUUAGGAACAUUAGCAUCAAUACGUUUUGAUAUGAUUAAAAAAUUUUUAAUGAUUUUAUCUAAAACUAAACAUGGUUAUAUUGUUUCGAAAGGUAGAUUUGAUGAUGGAUUCAAAUUACCAUUGAAUAUGUUUGGUGAUGAACAUUUACCACAGACUAAAGUAUUACCUUUAGUUGAUUUAGUUAUAACACAUGGUGGUAAUAAUACUGUUACUGAAUCAUUAUUUUUUGGUAAACCAAUGAUUUUAAUGCCAUUUUUUGCCGAUCAAUAUGAUAAUGCACAACGUUUACAUGAAUUAGGUUAUGGUUCAAGAUUAGAUCCAUUUAAUUAUCAACAAAAUGAAUUAAUCGAACAAGUUGAACGUUUAUUAUUUGAUCAACAAAUCAAUCAACGUUUAAAAAAUUUAUCCAAACGUAUGCAAACAUCAAAUUUACGUGAAAAAUUAUCGAAAAAUUUGGAAAAAAUUGUCAACGAAUUUAAAUCAUCAAAUGACAAAGCAAAUCGAAAUAAUCUAUAAUUAAGUGAAUGAAUGGAAACCCUCCUAAACGUCUAAUCUAUCUAAUAUAACAAACUACAGAAAAACACUAACUAACUAUUUAUUAUAAUGAAAAGAAAAAGAAAAUCUUAAAUACUUUUAAUUAAAAUUAUUAUUAUUUUGUUUUAAUAUA